Arabidopsis arenosa is the source of this 1571-nucleotide messenger RNA. NCBI's taxonomy places the organism in Eukaryota, Viridiplantae, Streptophyta, Magnoliopsida, Brassicales, Brassicaceae. The record is from the annotation of a GenBank genome assembly.
AAGGGCUGUUCUUUUCCUGUAAUUCCAGUUAAGAGCUUUCUUCUUCCUUUCCCUAUCCUCAAACCCACACGCUCCCUCAAGAAUUAGGGUUUCUUUUCUUUUUGAAUCUUAUCUAAUUCCCAAAUCCAAAGAUAUGAAGAGAUCUUCAGGUAAAAAGGAUUCAAAUUUCAUAGAGCAAUUGAUACUUUACGUCGCUAGUGCUGCAUUGAGUAGCUUGGUUCUCUACGUUGGUCUUAGAGCAAUUGACCCGAACCGUGACGCAGCUAAAAAGUCUCUCGAGCAUAAAAGAGAAAUCGCCAAACGUUUAGGUCGUCCUCUUAUUCAAACCAAUCAAUACGAGGAUGUGAUUGCGUGUGAUGUAAUAAACCCAUUACACAUUGAUGUUGAGUUUGGUUCUAUUGGAGGGUUAGAGUCAAUUAAGCAAGCUUUGUAUGAGUUAGUGAUUCUACCAUUGAAAAGGCCUGAGCUUUUUGCUUAUGGGAAGUUACUUGGUCCUCAAAAGGGUGUUUUGUUGUAUGGUCCUCCUGGUACUGGGAAGACUAUGCUUGCUAAAGCGAUUGCGAGAGAGUCGGAAGCUGUUUUUAUUAAUGUGAAGGUUUCUAAUUUGAUGAGCAAGUGGUUUGGUGAUGCACAGAAGCUUGUGUCUGCUGUGUUUAGCUUGGCGUAUAAACUCCAACCUGCUAUUAUUUUUAUCGAUGAGGUGGAUAGUUUUCUUGGCCAGCGACGUUCGACUGAUAAUGAAGCAAUGUCGAAUAUGAAGACCGAGUUUAUGGCUUUAUGGGAUGGAUUUACUACAGAUCAGAAUGCGAGGGUGAUGGUUCUUGCAGCAACUAACAGACCUUCGGAGCUCGAUGAAGCAAUAUUGAGGCGUUUUCCUCAGUCAUUUGAGAUCGGGAUGCCUGAUUGCCGGGAGAGAGCUCAAAUAUUGAAAGUGGUUUUGAAAGGAGAGAGGGUUGAACCAGAUAUUAACUUUGAUCAUAUAGCUCGUUUAUGUGAAGACUAUACUGGAUCAGAUAUUUUUGAACUCUGCAAAAAAGCAGCUUACUUCCCAAUCCGAGAAAUCCUAGAGGCGGAGAAAAAGGGCAAACAAAUUUCUGUGCCUAGACCAUUGUCACAACUAGACUUGGAGAAGGUUCUUGCUACCUCAAAGAAGACACAAGUUGCUGCAAGCGAGUACACUGGUUUAAGCUCGCAAUCUUCACUCUGGAGAAGUCCAAGCAAUGCCGACGAGGUCCAAGCAGCUAUAAACGGCAUCUCAAAGCUUUUUGUCUCCCGGCUUAGAAACAUUCAGCCAGACUCUCAGGAUUCAUAUCAACAUGAUUCAGAAGGAGAUUCGGAAUAGAAGCAAACUCUUCACUAGAGCUUUGUAUAGUCCAAAAAGAGUAUUACCAAAAAGAAUAUAAACUUUUGUAAACCUCAUAUGUCUCUGCAUAAGUUGGUGCAUUUCCUAAGGAGCAUUGUUGCCUUAAGACAUGUUUAGGAAAUUAAUUCAUUUCUUGUUCAAGCAAUGAUCUAUAUACAUUUACCAAUUUGGUUUUCUUCAAAUUUUGGAUUAAAAUGUCAGCUUUUUU